This is a messenger RNA of Gambusia affinis (western mosquitofish), 7929 nucleotides long. It is a transcript of the gene fgf11b, whose product is annotated as fibroblast growth factor 11b. Gene Ontology annotation, biological process: cell differentiation; positive regulation of cell population proliferation; positive regulation of gene expression. The transcript has 5 exons. Gene Ontology annotation, cellular component: cytoplasm. Bases 774 to 1517 code for a protein of 247 amino acids. The record is from RefSeq and is a predicted model, not a curated record. Lineage: Eukaryota; Metazoa; Chordata; Actinopteri; Cyprinodontiformes; Poeciliidae. Gene Ontology annotation, molecular function: growth factor activity; fibroblast growth factor receptor binding.
AGAGGAGUCUCUUGUCUGUCUGUGUCCAUGUCUCCGCUUUGUUCUGACAAAGACCCCCAGCGUCCCGCCUGCUGCUGUUCUCCCACCUCUGGAUUUAAGUCGGCCGGAAUACCUCCGGGACCAUCCGCUCAUCAUUCCGCGCUGCCACGUUCGGAUGGGAGGCAAAGUUGGACCUCUGUGGACUGCACAAUGGGUGACAAACACUUUGGCUUUUCUUGUGCUUUUCAGAGUUUCCUAGCAUCCAGGAUGACCUCACUUUUCUUCAGUCGAAGAGUUUUUAUAUGUAACACAAAUUGAGCGCCUUCUCUUUUGCUUUUGUCUGUUUAAAUGUAGGUUAGCUAUUUGGGAAUAUAACAUUUUGAACUUGGCUUGUGAGGCACCUCUUGAUGUGAAAGAUGAGUGGGGAAGAAGGUUAGAAACAUGUCUCUGUCUCCCCCGCCCCCUUUCAGAAGUCAGUUCUAACCUUGUUCUAAAAAUGUGACUGUAGCACAUUUUUGUGCUCUUCGAUACAUUUAUACUUUUAUUAUUUUUGUCCUUGACUGGACUCUUUACGGUGGACUACAUCUGAUUUUACAGAUCUUCCCUCUCCAAGGGAACUGUCAAGUUAAACUCUUUGCUGUUAACCCACUUAGUUGCCCAAUCUUCCCUUUGGGGGUUUCCUUCAAACAUCUGUCCUACUCUAGUUUUUCUUGAGGAAAGCAAAAAGACAAAUCAGCAAAGGGAGCACAGGGAAAGAAGACACCCCCCUCCCAAAGGUGUGAGGGGGGCAGAAGAUGGCAGCUCUCGCCAGCUCUCUCAUCAGACAGAAACGGGCAGUAAAGGACGACCAAGCCAACCGACCGGUCGCCAACAAGCGCAAGCCCUGUCCCAAGAGCAACAAGUCCUUGUGCCAGAAGCAGAUUCUGGUGUUGAUAUCCAAGGUUCGACUAUGCGGGGGUCGGAAAGCUCGAAACGAAAAAAGACCAGAGCCGCAACUAAAAGGCAUUGUUACUCGCCUGUUCAGCCAGCAUGGUUUCUACCUGCAGAUGCAGCCUGACGGCACGUUGGGCAGCACGAAGGACGAAAGCAGCGCAUUUUCACAGUUCAACUUAAUCCCGGUGGGACUGCGGAUUGUGGCAAUUCAGGGGACAAAAACAGGGUUGUACCUCGCCAUGAACAGCGAAGGAUACCUCUAUACCUCGGAACACUUCACUCCCGAGUGUAAGUUCAAGGAGAGCGUGUUUGAGAACUACUACGUUACAUACUCGUCCAUGCUCUACCGCCAGACCCAGUCCGGACGUUCCUGGUAUAUCGGCAUUAAUAAGGAUGGUCACAUCAUGAAGGGCAAUCGGGUGAAGAAGACCAAGGCGGCCGCACAUUUCUUACCAAAAGUCAUAGAAGUCGCAAUGUACAAGGAGCCGUCGUUGCAUGAGCUUGCCGGCGAACCGGUGAGUCCUCCUCGGAAGGCAGCGAAGACGUCAGACUCGCCGAAGCUCAAGAAUGGACGGAAAGAGUCUCCCCAGGCUGACGCCUCAUAGCACAGGAGAUCGAGGGUGGGACUAAAGGGCAGAAGUGACACUGGGAACUCGGUUGCCUAUAAUGCACUGAGCGUGGCUGACGAAACAGCACCUGCCGGCCACCAUGACCCAGAAUUGCGCUUCCAGAUGCUGAGAGUUAAAGAGCCAGGAGAAGGCCUGAGAGAGAGGAGUCCCCGCCCUCACCUGAAGCCACAGAAAGAAAGCCCCGGGUUUGUAACAGCCCAUCCAACUUCCUCAUAUAUGUCCCUCUCUCUCUCGUUCACUAUGUCUCCUGUGACGUCAUAAUUCACACGUCCCUUUAUUUUCCUGCCGGACUCAAGCUUUUUUUUCUAUUCGCUCUGUUGUACUCAAUGUUCAACCAUAACAUAUUUCCCUCCUGACUCAGCGUCAUAAUCCAAACCCAUGGGGAGCUCCCUUUGAGCCUCAAAGUUGGUGACAGCGUGGUUCUGCCUCACCCAAGCUCUCCACCCACCAUCUGCCCACCAGCUAAAGUAAUAACCAGGGUCCUCUAAAGCUUAACUCGAGAUGAAACGGAUCAGAGGGGAAAGCAAUCAGCAGGGAGCCUGAGUCAGGUCAUACCAGCACACCAACAUGAGCAAAGCAAGUUCAUCACAUCAGAAACUAAAACCUGUUGUCAAAGGUUUUUUUUUUUGUUUGUUUUUUUUACUUGUUGUUCCUGUUUACCUUCUAAAAGUUCAAACUGAUGAUGACUUCAGCCUGUCAAAUGUAAGAACGAUGAUAAAAUUGUUGAGUACUCGAGUUAAAACAAAAAAGGUUCUAUAACAAUCCCAGUCAGACAGAACAAAAAAAAAAAAUACAAUACAAACAAAAUAAAGAAAAAAAACUAAAAACAUGACAAAACUCUUUACAAUUUGAUUAAUAUUUCUCAAGGAAAUUGUAAAAAAAAAUAAAAUUCCAUUCAGAGAAAUAAUAAAAGAGGAAAACUCCGUCCUUCCUGUGAUCGCUACCACACCAUCGCUAAUUACUGCGCGCGCUCAUCAAAGACAACAAACGAGGAACCGGGACGCAAAGUUAAACCCGGGGCUGAUCUGAGUUCAGACGCAUGGAAAAAGGUGCAGUAAUGUAUACUGCAGUCAGCAUCUGCUGUCAGCAUAAAACCAGGUUUGAGGCCCAACAUCAAAGCCACACAGCCUAUGAGCCGGAGCACUUGUUAUUCCGAGGACGUCUGGCAGCUUAUCAACUCACUCACUUUAUCAAAUCACCUUGGAAGAAUUGCCCUCCAAAAAAAAAAGGAAAGGGAAAAAAAUGGAGUUGUUUGAGUGAAUGUCCUGGUGUGACAGUGUUUUAACCCCAGUGAGUGGAUGUGUGCAGAUGGACAGUAAGAGUGAAUGAGAGCCUGUGCAGGGGGAUAGAUGGACGAAAUGUGGGUCCUCUGUGUCCUUCACUCUAAGCUCAGCGCCGUGUCUUCGAUACGUCGGCUCCUGUGAGUAAGUGAUACUUCAUCUGUCUUGUGAACCAUUGGCAGUGACUCUUGUCCGACGCACAAUUUAAAAUAGCAUUGUUUCAGGGCCGCCUCAGUGCAUCAGACUGAGAAUGUAUUUCGUUCUAUUAAGUAACUUUUCUAUUUUUUUUGGGUGCAUGUGAGGGUGGGGGGCUAAAAUAGGAGCUUUAAGCUAUAAAAGCAGAGUCAUCAGCGUAUGUGUGUAUCGGCACAAUAUUCACGCAAAACCUUGUUUUCCCAGGAAAACAGUGAGUGGAAAGUACCGAGAACAAACAAGGAAAGAUGCUAAUUAUGCGUCCAAGGUGGAAAAUUAAUGUGAGGAAGGGUUACAGAAUGUGACAUAGAAGACUUAUGAAUGUGCACUACAGAGGGUGAAAGCAAGUCUGGAAUUAAAGAGUGAAAAUGCAAAAGAUGUAUUGGCGGUUAGUUGGGAAGUGCGAAGGAUUAGCAGGUGUAUUCUUGGGGAAUGUCGAUAAGGAAGUUAUGCUGCAGAGGAAGCAGGAGAGGUUCGACUUGCAGCAUGUAGAUAUGACAAUGAACGUGAGACAAAGAGACAUUGCAUUCAGUUUAUGACAAGGAGCGUAGUUGGAGAGAAUUAGUUGAAGGGCUUCACUCAAGCCUCCCCCUUUGCUAAGUCUUUUGGGAGUGUUUGCAAGAAAACAGUCCCUCGCUUAGCAUUGGGAUAUUUUAUCCAUGUGGCAAAUACAGCGGCACAGACCUUCAAAUCUCUAUUUUUGAACACAACUCCCUCUCUCUGGGGAAUUUAGCAUACUCAAACUGAGUUCUAGCUGCGCAUCACCAACCACUGUAUAAUAUCAAAGUGUUUGCACAGCGGUUAGCUCACGGUUGUAUAUUUCUAAGAUGCCCAUAAGCUGAAGAUAUGAAAGUAUUUGGAGGCACAAAGCAGUGACAUCAAAAGAUUCUUUUAGAGCCAAAAUUUUACUCUUCGUGCAUACAGAAUCACUACAAUGAUAAAUAUGAUAAUUACAUGCAAAGAGUAGGGGGUUGUUUACAAUUUGCUUUGCUUGAUAAGGUCCAGCUAAUUCUUUUCUGUCCUUUUUAAAUUAACUCUUUGAGUUAUUAUGGAUCUCAGAGUCGGAGGAUUAAAUUAAUUUUAUUUAAGCUAAGUUAUAUGUUUUCCUCCAUAUAACUUUAUAUAACUUUCAGACUCACAGCAAAGAUAUGGAAGUGCAUGGGUGAUGGCCAUUUCACUCCUUUGCCACUUUUGCAGUUUACUAAGUUUUUUUUGUGUGUACUCCCAGUUACCUGUAAAGAAAUAUGGUCAUAGGACUCCAACAAUCUACCACAGGGAGUUCACUUUGAUUCAGUUACAUUUGAUUAAGGGGCAUAAUAUCUCAAGUCAACUGAUCAAAACAGAAAUUAGAGUCUGUUUUAAUAUCCAGUAAUUUAAUGUCUUUAGCUUGAAAGUUGAGCAUUUUAUAGGUUUUUCUCCUGGUAGGAAGUAGAAAAGGUGGCGGUAGGAAAUGAGCCUUAAAAUUGUCAAAAGAGUGAAUUGACUUGAGCUAAUUAAAAAAAAUAUUUUAAAAAAUUACCAAAUAUGGUUGUAAUUUCUCUUUAGAAAGGAGCAAUUGCCAAUUGGGGUACUGAAAAAAUCUUUUUUCAGGUGCCUGAUAAAACUCAGAAUCGCGAGAUUAAACUCAAUAUAUGUUCCUUUUUCAUAGUUCUACUCGUCUUCCGUAGAUAUACAUACUGUCUUCUAACAAUUUUAAUGACUCCACAGACUACACCAUUAUAAAACUCCUAUUUUAAAUGUGCUGCCCAACACAACAGAACUUGCAUGAUCUAGAAAAAAUUAUGGGUUCGGAUAUUUGUAACACCUUUGAUUUGUCACACUGAGGACAAAAGACACGAAAGCUUCGAUGUUGAUGGUCUGAAUUCGCAAAGUUUCUUCUUCUUUUAUUGAAUUGGCACAUUAUCGCCACCUGUUGGGAAGAAAUGAAAGUGAAGUUAGUCGAAUGGUGCCGCUGACCAUAAAAACAAGGCAAACAGGUAUGUGAACACGCCGUUACGACGGUGAUGGCUUGGACGUGCAAUUGCUUGGAAGCAUGCCAAACCCUAAAGAACAGCGAGUCCUUAACUGUGCAAUAGUGAAGAAUGCCGCAGUAAGUUGUUUGUUGGUGAUUUUGUAAGUAGACAGACGGCAACAAAGAAUGUCAGGAUGAUGAAAAGAAACAAAAUAAGAAAGAGAGAGAGUUUAGAAGGGAAAAGGUUGGAAGUUUUUAGAUGGGAUGGUGUUGUAGGUGAGAAGAAAAAAACAGUUAGAGUAUUAAGAUGAUAAUUUUGGUUUGACGACGAUCUGACAGCGAAAAUACAUGAACUGGACAAAAACAAACAGUGAGGUGUUAACAAGGAAAACAAAAACACUUUAGUUCGUAUGCCCACACAUGAGCUUUUCAUCUCCUGAACAGCAGCAUCUACACCCCAUUAACUCUCUCCUCAACAUUAUGUUGCCUGUGUAGGCGUAUACUUACAGCUUCUUUAUAAAGCUCUGUGUGGUUGCGUGCGUCAAUGAGUAAUGGGAGGACGAGACAAAAAGAAAGGGGGCAUAAGAGUGAGACAGGCAUCAACAGACUGAAUAAAGCAAGAAAUGAAUAAACUCCAACUCAAAAAGCAGCAAAACAUUUAAUAAAAGUGAGUUUCUUUAUCUAUUGCAGAUAUUUUUUUUUAAAAAAGAUUUCAAAAUAGGAGCAAAUUGAACCUUAGAAGAAAUUGGAAUUAUUUAAAAUGUCUGAGGUUUACCUCAUCAUGUUGACAGGCUUCUUAAAGCAUUUUGACUUCAUCACCAUACAACGGGACUAACAGGGACUAAUGAACACUACACGGCGUCGAUUCAGCAGAGGUGUACGAGAACCCAAAGCUAUAUUGCACUGAACAACAAACAUCCAGGGAACCUUUUUAAAAGACAGUCAGGUUUUUUGAUUUGAAGUCCAUCGUAAACAAUCAACCCAAUGUUCCGAUCACACAACAACGUUGCGUCUGAAUACCGCGGUGCUUUUGGUGCACCUACUGAAACCGGUGUGAGCUAUGCAUGUUUUUUGAUUUCAAGCACUGAAAAAAGACUGUUAAUGUUCUCAAGGAUCUUUUGGGUGAGUUGUUCAAAGCUCAUGAGAAACCAUUAUACCCGGCUGUACAGCAGGCACUUGUGAUUAAAAAGCAGCUCAUCUCUGUGGGCACAUGGUCCAAUAGUCACUUUCAUUAGACUUUUGCAAGAACUUCUGUCACAAGCAGUUCAGUUACCGUGUAAAAGUAUGUGCGACUAUAGCUCCCUCUAAUGGCCUAGAUAUGAAAGGACGGGUUCAUGUCUUUUGCUGCAUUGAGAAAUGUGUGUCAUCGGAAUUACACACAAUCAGAGCAAAUUUGACAGCGUAACAUCAUGGCAUUUAUAUUCAAAAAGUCCUGUUGAAUUUAAAUCUGUCCUAUAAAGCCACUUGAUUUUGCCCUAAAAUGUCACUAGUGCUACAAACAGCAGUUAUUUACUGAAAUUUAGGAGAAAACUUUAUGAAAGAAAGAAAUGAAAGAUAAUGUGGAGAAAUGCCCAGCAAAAUGACAGCAUUGUGAGGUCACCAAAAUAUUUAGAGGGCAUAUUAAACCAAUUAAAUGACCUGAAUGUCAAAGAAAUAAUCAGUCCUGACACAUUGUCACGGGUGGCAUAAUUGGGAAUUUUAAAUAUUCAAAGUUGUAAAUGAGACUUUGCUGCAGCUUUGCUUCUGCUUAUUCUUGGAAGUGUACUUAGGAAUUUUCAAAAUGUGUGGAAUCUCAGUUUGAGAUAAUAAAAAAAAGUGUGCUUCAGGGCAACAACAUCUGUCCUAAUGUGUAAAAUGAAUGGACUGCUGCUUGUUCUGCCAAUAAUACAGUGUUUGUAUAUCUGGUGUACUUUUUCUCUGUCUUUUUUUUUUUACUAUUAUUCUCUGAAAUGAGCUUAUCCGUGUUGUCCUUUCUGUUAAAAGGCUUUUUUGUUUGUUUGUUUUUUUUUGCCUCUGGUAAUGCAAAUCUCUCAGCGGAAGGCAGAAAAGCUGCCCCUGUUCGGUGCUUCUUUAUCGUUUAUAAGCGUGUUUAAUCUGUUCGGUCAGCACUGUUGUAUCCAAAAUUGUAUGAAAUCCUGAGCGAAAACAAAUCCAAAGCGAAUUCUGCCGCGUGGGUAAACUGUGUGUUAAAUGAGUGAUGCAUUGUUGGGGGGCCAAUGCUUUGCCUCACUGUGGGUGUUUGCCCUAAUGGCCCCUUUCCCUCACCGCCUCCUGCCCCCCUUUGCUCUUACAGACGUUUGACUUCUCUCUCACUCUCUCAGACCAAUCGUGUUGUCUUCCAAAAGCACUAACUCCUACUUUUUUAUUCAACAAACCAACAAAGAAAGCCAUGACAUUUCUUUUUGUUCCUUUUUAAAAGGCCUUGGCUGAGGUUAGAGAGGAGGAUAGACUUCGAAGACGCUUCAUGAGUGUAACCAGGGAUUAAGCCACAUGUUGGACUGCUCUCGCCAAGAGCCCAAAGACACGCCAACGAUUCUCAUGUACCGGCUUUCUUGAACACUCUUCAGUGAAAGAGAAGCAAAAACCGAAGACCAGCAAUAUGCAACAAGAACUACCAGCCUGCACUCAAGGAGAUCAAGCAAACCCAUAAGGCUAUCUAACAAUUUUCCAGACUCUUUUUUUUUUUUUUUUAAAGCAUGCAUACUUUGGCUCUUUAAGGAUGACUCCCUCUCAGUAUCUACAGAGACAAGCCCUCGAUUCGCCCUCUCUCCACUUUGACCUGUGUACAUUUCUACAACCUCUACAUGAAUUAAAGGGAAAUGUCUUAUUCUGAUAUAUUAAUCAAUAAAUUAACAUAUAUUUGUAUGAUUGUAACUCUUUGUGCUCAUUUUUUUUAUCUUAUUUUUGGGGGCUUUCCUAACAUUGCUUUAGUUUUGCCUGCAGCUGAAGAAAUAAAAAAGAUAAU